GUAACCCAAUUAAGAUAAUCUUAAAAGCAAACUCGCGAUGUCUGUACUUGACAAGAUGAAGGGUUUGCGCCGCUACUGUGGCGUUGAGCCCGUCGUGUUCUUCUAUUCAUACUGGUACUUCCUUGGCUUGCUUGCAGUGCUGCAGUUUGUUUACCAUCGUUUUAGCGAAGAUAAGGGCUUUCCUUAUCGCAACCUCACGGAGAGUGGAGAGGGAUGCGGAGGAGGAGGGUUUUCUCCAAACUCUUCGCUCCACGAGCUCGAAAUGGAGGUUCAAAGCGCAUCCUCCGAGCUGUACAUGUAUUACCUCGGUGUGUGGGCCCUCUCCAUAUCAUUCAUCGUCCCUUUCACGGGUUCGUACACUGACCGACGCGGACGCAAGCCUGGACUUAUAGCGCCUCUUGUCGGAGCCAUUCUCGAGACUCUAGUCUUGCUUCUGGUCUUGUAUUUCGAGCUGCCUGUGUACGUGUUGAUCGCGGGAGGACUGGUAAAUGGCCUUACUGGUAACGAGGCUACGAUGACCAUGGCUACAACAUGUUACGUCACUGACACAACGGAGGGUAAACAGAAGUCUUUCAGACUUUCAAUUCUUCAAGGGGUUUUCUUUAUUUCUGCGACUCUUAGUCAACUGACCAGCGGUCUUUGGAUUGACUACCUGGGUUUCAAGAUAACCACGUGGUUUUUGCUGAGCCUGCUGAUCAUACCGCUGAUCUACGUCAUUUUCUUUGUUGAAGAGUCCAGAGUUGGUAUUAGAAAUAGGGAAUCCUGUUUUUUCAGUCUAGGAAACAUCAAGCCCGUAAUACAAGUAUUCACAAAAACGCGGAAGAUAGGGCGAGGAAAUUUUCUGCUGAUAAUCGCGUGUUAUGGGGUCGUGUUUUUAUCCACCGUCGGUACAUUUUCCGUGUUUGCUCUUUUUGUCAUGCGCACGCCGCUAUGCUGGGGCCCAGGUAUCCUCGGUUAUUUUAUGGCGUACAAGUUUUCGUCAUUUGGGAUUGGGGCCGCCGUGGGUCUCAAGGCUAUGAAGUGGUGUGGAGUGAGUGACAUCAACCUGUGUAGGAUUGCGUUACUAGGGCAGGCGGCAACUCUGCUGACCAUUGGAUUCGCGGACGAGACGUGGAUUGUUUUUCUUGCGCCCGCCGUGGGAAUUCUUGGUGGCAUGUUCUCUCCAGUGCUUUGGGGGAAAAUGUCAACUAUAGUAGGACCUGACGAACAAGGGAGCCUGUUUGCCUCGAUAACAGUAAUCCAGACCCUCAUGGAGCUGUCGGGUACCCUGUUGUUCAACACCAUUUAUCCCGAGUCCAUGCGGUUUGGUAUGCCUGGGUUUGUUUUCUUCCUCAGCGCCGCUAUCAUGUUCAUUCCGUUCGUGAUUUUAAGUUGUAUACGCUUUCCUGAGGAUAACGUAUCAAAGAAGAACUCCCAACACGUGGAGGAAGAGAUGGACCUGUCGACACCACUAGGCCCUCAAAACACGUGACCUGGACCUAAACACCACGUGAUCCUCCCAUCAUGCACAACGAUCUCCGAGAGUAAGACACCACUUUAUGUUCUCAAGACACGUGAGCAGGACCAAAACACCACGUGAUUCUCCCAUGAUGCACUACGAUCUUCAACGAGAAAGACACCACUUUAUGUUCUCAAGUCACGUGAGCAGGACCAAAACACCAAAGUGAUUCUCCCAUGAUGCACUACGAUCUUCAACGAGAAAGACACCACUUUAUGUUCUCAAGUCACGUGAGCAGGACCCAAGCACCACAUGAUCCUCUCAUCAUAUAUCAACCUGCAUAAAACUAAUGUUAAAUAGCAAUUGUAUUUUUCUUCUAAAUAAAAAAAUAGGUGAUGA
Nematostella vectensis (starlet sea anemone) is the source of this 1837-nucleotide messenger RNA. Its product is annotated as proton-coupled folate transporter. The transcript is spliced from 6 exons. Gene Ontology annotation, molecular function: transmembrane transporter activity. The record is from RefSeq and is a predicted model, not a curated record. The coding region runs from base 38 to 1471 and encodes 477 amino acids. Gene Ontology annotation, cellular component: membrane. Lineage: Eukaryota; Metazoa; Cnidaria; Anthozoa; Actiniaria; Edwardsiidae. Gene Ontology annotation, biological process: transmembrane transport.